Molecule: messenger RNA, 630 nt
Organism: Talaromyces proteolyticus
Lineage: Eukaryota; Fungi; Ascomycota; Eurotiomycetes; Eurotiales; Trichocomaceae
Exons: 5
Coding region: 1-630 (209 amino acids)
Cellular component (GO): membrane
Source: RefSeq, a predicted model, not a curated record
AUGGAGAACGGGCAAGUCGUCCCCGGCAGCAUUUAUGUCUACGCUCCCAACAAGAUAGCUCCCAUCGUCUUCACGGUGCUGUAUGCGCUUUCGGCAUGCAGCCAUCUCUGGCAGUGCUGGCGGUUCAAGGCUUGGAAUAUUAUCGGGCUGCACCCAUUCUGCGCCGUCCUAUUUACUGUCGGCUAUGCACUGCGCGAAGUCGGCGCUUUUAACUACUACCAAACUUCGCAAACCUUGAUCAUAUACAUCAUGAGUCAGGUUUUCAUCUACGUAGGCCCUCCGCUUCUCGAACUGGCAAACUACCACGUCCUCGGGCGGAUCUUCCACUACAUCCCCUUCCUCGCGCCUCUUGCGCCCAGUCGAGUGCUAGGCAUAUUCGGCGCGGCGACUAUGAUGCUCGUUAAUUCGCUGCUGUGGAAUGUGUGGAACCCCGGUCGUUAUCUGCCGAGCAGCUCCCUUGUUUCUCUCGCUGAGGACGGCCAGACGGAGAUGAUCACCGAGGAGCUGGAUGACGAGCCCCGUUGCCAAGGUCGGCCGUAUGCUGGUGCAGAUCGUUGCCUGGAGUUCUGCAGGCCGCUUCUUGGGAAAGAAAGGGCAGGAAAGGCGGAACAAGAUUGCGCUGGUCGGUAG